Molecule: messenger RNA, 1246 nt
Organism: Coffea eugenioides
Lineage: Eukaryota; Viridiplantae; Streptophyta; Magnoliopsida; Gentianales; Rubiaceae
Product: zinc finger CCHC domain-containing protein 10-like
Exons: 2
Coding region: 142-954 (270 amino acids)
Source: RefSeq, a predicted model, not a curated record
UCCGACACCGCGGCGUUUCUUCUCCAAAGGCCUCUUCCUCUGUGGGGCAAUCGGAAGCACCGGAAAGCAAGCCAGUCUGUAUAUAUACGAGAAUUGUGAGUAGAAGAAUUUGUUGGAGUGAGGGUCUGAAAGGAUACAAAUAUGUCAUCGGGUAACAAAGAGGAAAGUGGUGCUCAGGAUGCCGCUGAAAGAAUCAAGGCGGCAGCAUUAUCAGCUGCAAAGGGUCUUAGCCGAGCUCAAGCUGAGCGUGCCGCUGCUGCGGCUGCACGCAAUGUGAAUGCCUAUGGGCAGAAAGAGGAAGGGCCGAGUAGAUGGCAAGAAAGGAAAGAAGCUAAGAGGCAGAUGUAUUUGAUGAGUACCGAGAAACAAGUUAGGCUGGGUGAAAGGAAGGAUCUUAAGAGUUCAAUGUCUACUCUUGGGGCAGCUUCCCAAUGCCAGAAGUGCUUCCAAACUGGGCAUUGGACAUAUGAGUGCAAGAAUGAAAGGGUCUAUAUUUCACGACCUUCUCGCACGCAACAGUUGAAAAAUCCCAAGUUGAGGAUGAAGGUGUCAAUUUCUUAUGAUUUAGAUAACCCUGAUAUUGAGAAGGAAGGGAAGAGUGAUAAACAGGUUAAGAAGACCAAGAGGAAGCACAAGUCUGAUACAGAAUCUGGUAGCGAUAGCGAGGCUUCAGUUUUUGAGUCUGAUAGUGGCGGAUCAUCUGUGACAGGGUCUGAUUAUUCUUCUGGUGAGAGUGAGACUAGUUACAGUUCAUCCACAGAUUCAGAGGAAGAGAGGAGGAGGAAGAGGAAGAAGAAAAAGAAGCAGCAGAGGAAGAGAAGGCACCGCAGAUAUAGUUCUACCUCUGAAUCUGGAUCUGAUUCAUUCUCCGACUCUGAAUCUGACUCUGAAGAAAGAAGCAGCCGGAAGAAGGGCAGGAGCUCCAGGAGCAGGAGGCAUAGCAGGAAGCAUUGAGGUGGCCGUGCUGAUUGGAGUUUCUUGAUUUUAGUGUCUGCUUUUUCGGUUGUCAGUUUGAGAAAGAAGCGUCAAUGAUAUUGGAAGUCCAUACAAGUAUUGGAUGAUUACAUGUUCUUUUUUCAGUUGUAUGACUCUUAUUCUCUGGUUGUAAGAAUUUAGCUAUCUUGUUAUUGAAUUCUAGUUUCUUGCUUGGUUGUGCAACAGGGCAAUAUUGGUGAAGCUAGUGAUUGGCUACUAAUCCACAGUAAGCUUGUGUUCUGCUGCUAUCCUAGUAUAUGCACUUUUUCCA